UUUCUUUAUAUCUGCGCUGACCAUCUAUUUAUUUACUUGUAAUAUUUAUUUUAUAGUAGUUAGAUUUAGGCCAGCACUUAACUCCGCGCAGUUGUGGACUCUUCAUCCAGCGUUAUAUCCGAUCUUGCUCUCUAUCCUUCCAUUUUCCUAUUUAUCUACUACUUCCCCAGAUAUAGAAAAUAUCGGCCGAAAUUCAGUUCUAUAUAUUUUAAUUAGAUUUUUAUGCUUUACUUUUUAAUCUAAAUGUAAAAAAGUACAAUAUUUAUGCUUUCUUUAUUAUCACUUUUACUUGCCUCUGGAACAGUUCUUCGUGCCGAUACAGAACGGUGGACGCCUCUCAAUUACCCAAAUCCAAGGAAAAAUUAUACUGCUUGUAAUACAAAGGAAAAUUCCACACUUUGUGAUCCAGAUCAUAUUUUAACUGAUCAAUGGAGAGCCGAAAUCAAUCAGAAUAUUCAAAAACAAAUGGAUAGACUAACCGAGGCAAAUGUUCCUUUAUCCGAGAAAGCACCUGUUGAAUGCAUUAACCGUACAGAAGGUGUUCUUGUUUAUGUUUUGCUAGCAAAGAGGAUUUGGACACCAAACAAUCAAAGCAUUACUGGAAAUGAUUUGACCAAAUUUGGGGAUGAUUUGGCUAAACAAUACGGGUUAAAUGAUUUACCUUGCCAAACUUUUGUGUUUCUUAUUGGAAUUGAGGCUGCCAAAUUGGCAUAUGUUCGGGAUUUGCGUUUACCGGCCGACCUUAUGCAAAGAGUAUUUCAUGAAUAUAAACUCUUCAAUGCCAAAAACUUUAUGGCUGGGCUUAACAAAAUUGUUGAUGAAAUUGGUCGCCAAAUGAGCGAUCCUUUUAAAGUAUUUUUAUUAUGAGUAAAUAAACUGAACAUAAUUACCCCCGUAAAGGAACAAACAGUAAUCACAGAAAGCCGCUUGAGGCAGAACUUUAGUGCUGCUGCUAGUUCCACUGAAGGCACAACACUAGCAGAAUUAGUUGCUGAGAUAUUGGAGAAAGAAAACAAUGGAACUGUAGAUGGAGAAACAAUGAAUGGGAUAGGAGAAACAUGGAACAUGAAUGUGAAUCAAAUGACAGCAUGGUUAAUGCUUCUAUCUCUUUGCAUUGCCAUACUGCUUGCUUUCGGGUCAUUGGCACUUUUGGCGUUUUCGCAGCAACGUCGAUAUGAGCAGAUGAACAAAAAUAACUUUCAACAUCAAUCUUCAAUAUUAGCACCGACAGAGUCAUCUAUGCAUUC
This is a messenger RNA of Meloidogyne enterolobii, 1247 nucleotides long. Lineage: Eukaryota; Metazoa; Nematoda; Chromadorea; Rhabditida; Meloidogynidae. The record is from the annotation of a GenBank genome assembly.